AUGCUUAAACUUACGACUUACAGCGCCUUGGCGUUUCAUCUUGCUCAAUCUGGUCCGGUGCCUUCACCUGAGCCCAAGGCUUUGUCUAGCGUACAGGCUCGUGGCAUGGACAAUUGGCAGGCCACACUUUCACCCGAUACGCGUCAACGUCUCCAGGUUGCUCAGGAACAUCAAAAUGAUGUGAGCCUUCCUGGUCAAGCCUUUCGCAACGACACUAUCAUGCGUAUCAAUAUCGAGCGUGAGGCUCUGGAUCUUUCACUGAUUGACCUUUCCCAAGCUUUUGGAAUGAAGCUCCCCGUCCCGCGGGAAUCUGUCUCUGGAGGUCGCAUUUGCAAGCGCAGCAACGACGAGGAGUUUCGCGAGGAUAUGUACCUCAGAGGCGGAUCAAUGUAUUGGACUAAUGAAGACCAGCCGGUUGCAAAGCGCAGCAACGAUGAAGAAUUCCGUGAGAACAUGUACCUCAGAAGCAAUGCGAUGUAUUGGUCCAACGAUAACGACAAGCGCAGCAACGAUGAGGAAUUCAGGGAGGAUAUGUACCUCAGGAGCGGUGCAAUGCAUUGGACUAACGAUAACGACAAGCGCAGCGUUGACCUGUAUAAUAGUCUUGCUAACCGCAACAACCUGGCUCUCGGCGCAAUUGAGAGGGUUAAUAUUGCUAACCGAGUGCUUGGCAAGCCGGAAAUCACAAUGGAUAACGCUAAGGAGAUGCAAUCAAAGGGUGAUGAAUUUGUGACAGGAUAUUGGGGUUCCUCGAUGAAGCACGGUGAUUUCUGGGCCGACGAUCAGGUCACAGGCAAGCCCAAUUUCAUCGAGGGCGGCCAAGUCAACGGCUUUGGAUUCACUCAGAGUAGCUUCCACAAGCUUCACUGCCUUGCCAACCUUCGAAUGAUGCUCGCCUGGCACAUCACUGGUAAUGGCCCGAAGAUGACACGAGAUAUGAACGUCCACGCCAUGCAUUGCCUGGAAUAUCUUCGUGGACGCGAGUUGAGGAACCCUGAUCUGAAGGAAGAGCCUAUUGAUACGGUUGAUUAUAAGGGCAUGGGAAUUCACUAA
Messenger RNA from Pochonia chlamydosporia 170, 1053 nucleotides. RefSeq lists its product as hypothetical. The transcript has 3 exons. Lineage: Eukaryota; Fungi; Ascomycota; Sordariomycetes; Hypocreales; Clavicipitaceae. The record is from RefSeq and is a predicted model, not a curated record. The coding region runs from base 1 to 1053 and encodes 350 amino acids. Gene Ontology annotation, biological process: mycotoxin biosynthetic process.